This is a messenger RNA of Laccaria bicolor S238N-H82, 378 nucleotides long. RefSeq lists its product as uncharacterized. NCBI's taxonomy places the organism in Eukaryota, Fungi, Basidiomycota, Agaricomycetes, Agaricales, Hydnangiaceae. The transcript has 4 exons. Bases 1 to 378 code for a protein of 125 amino acids. The record is from RefSeq and is a predicted model, not a curated record.
AUGCAGGGCGACUUGAAAACCUGGUGGGCAUGCCUAUUGGUUCUCUUGGUUUGUUUACCCCCUGACCAGCUGGCUGCGAAGGCGUACAAGUUUACCAUUGACGAAACUGGGAGCAGCAGCUUAAGAUGCUUCAACACCAUCACCGACACUGCGGCACCGCUACAGCCGUUCACCGAUGUUCUAGACAUCGCGCUGAUCAUUGGAUCCCGAUCUGCAAGCUUGCUCGAUAUAGCAGCCUCCGUCGAAAAGCAAAUCAUUUGCAUCACAGCUCCAGGCUAUCGGUCCACUGGUUUUGCUGGGAUAGAGGGCGGCAACGGUGGAGGACAAGGUCAAAGGGGUGAAGGGAAGUUCGCCGCUGCUGGUGAAGGCGAUGGCUGA